AACAAAAUUCGGGUUUCUGAAACCCGUUCCUUUCCUAAUUUUAGGUUUGGUAUAAUUCGAUUCACACCCUUGUACCAGUGGAACGUAAUCCCAUUCAUGGCAUCCUCUGUAUCCACAAACCUCAAUUUCCUCUUUCAACAUUCUUCAGUAAUCCGUCCACUGAAAUCUACCACCAGAAGACAAUUCUCAGUGCGAUGCGGCGGCCCCAGAAGCAAUCGUGGACCUCUAGUCAAGGGCCGAAUACUGAGCAUAGAAGCAAUCCAAGCAAUUCAAGCUCUAAAACGAGCCCAAAGAACCGACCCGUCCCAAAUUGAAGCUCAACUUUCCAAAACCCUCUCUCGUCUCAUCAAAGCAGAUCUCAUUUCCGCCUUCAAAGAACUCUUACGACAAGACCUUACCGAUUUAGCCCUCAAAGUUUUCCCAGCCGUUCAAUCUGAAUGCAGUGUUCCCGAUUUGGGUCUUUACGCUGACAUGGUUUUAGCUUUGACUCGGACAGGUUUGACUCAACAUAUUGAUGAUUUGAUUUGUGAUUUAGAGAAAGAGGGUACAAUUCAAGUUGAUGAUAAGGCGCUGGUGAGAUUAGUGAGGGCGUUGAUUGAAGGUGAACAGGUUGAAUUGACUGUUAGAGUUUAUGAAAUGAUGAAAAGGAGUGGAUGGGGUUCUGGAAUUGAAAUUGAUGAAUAUGUAGCUAAGGUUUUAAGGAGGGGUUUUAAAAGGUUUGGGAAAGAGGAUUUGGCUGAUGAGGUUGAUGGACAAUUACAAAGUGUGUCUCGUGUAGUUUUGGGGAAACAUUAGAUUCUGAAAUUUGAGAACGAAAUUAGAUUACUUUUCUUUAUCCAUUGUAACACUAGUAUACAUUGUUUUUGUGUCCCUCCUUAAUAUCCUUUACCAAUGAUGAUGAUAACUGAGCUUUGAUUCUAAUGAAAAUAUUACCAAGUUCAUGAAA
Molecule: messenger RNA, 946 nt
Organism: Nicotiana tabacum (common tobacco)
Lineage: Eukaryota; Viridiplantae; Streptophyta; Magnoliopsida; Solanales; Solanaceae
Product: protein THYLAKOID ASSEMBLY 8, chloroplastic
Biological process (GO): chloroplast organization; Group II intron splicing
Molecular function (GO): protein binding; RNA binding
Source: RefSeq, a predicted model, not a curated record